Molecule: messenger RNA, 4427 nt
Organism: Osmerus eperlanus (European smelt)
Lineage: Eukaryota; Metazoa; Chordata; Actinopteri; Osmeriformes; Osmeridae
Gene: osbp
Product: oxysterol binding protein
Exons: 22
Coding region: 309-2855 (848 amino acids)
Cellular component (GO): intracellular membrane-bounded organelle; cytosol; plasma membrane
Molecular function (GO): sterol binding
Source: RefSeq, a predicted model, not a curated record
GGAUGCAGGAUAUGUUUCGAAACCUGUAAUUAAACAAAUGUAUGUUACACUAGCUAUGUUGUCAGUCAAUUAGAUGGUGAUACACACCAGAAACCUGCAGACCUGAAAACGAAGGUUGUCAGCUAGCACAAUAGCUAGCUGGAAACAUCAAAGAUUUGAGGCUUUCCACAAUUGAGUGAGUGACCGAUACUGACAGGAGCGAGCUGUCAAACUAGCAAGGGCUGAUUGUAUUCUAAGGAUAUACCGUCAGUUUAUUUGUUAUUGGUUAGGUAUCUAGCCAGCGAAAGUGUUCAAGCUUGAUAGCAAACAUGGACCCACCGCCGCCUGUAAUUGUCGUCCAACCUGACACCGCCAAGCUUGGGCCUUUGGUGAUGUCGGAGCCCAAGGCGCCCACUCCGACCCCCGGAGACACGUACAAAGGCUGGCUUUUCAAAUGGACCAAUUACAUCAAGGGUUACCAGCGGAGAUGGUUUGUCUUGAGCAACGGUCUCCUCUCGUACUACAGAACCCAGGCAGAGAUGGGCCACACAUGCCGGGGCACCAUUAACCUGGCCACAGCCAACAUUGCAGUGGAGGACUCCUGCAACUUUGUCAUCUCCAAUGGCGGGGCACAGACCUACCACCUGAAAGCCAGCACAGAGGUGGAGCGCCAGCGCUGGAUCACCGCCCUGGAGCUGGCCAAGGCCAAGGCAGUCUGCAUGCAGGCCGAGUCUGAUGACUCCGGAGACGAGUGUCCCACGUCGCCCCCCACUGCAGGACAAGGCGGUGGCUCCCGGAACUCGGCAGUCCAGUCCACGCUACGCACUCUGGGCAGCAAGGUGGAGGACCUCAGCACCUGCAACGACCUCAUCGCCAAGCACGGCUCGGCACUGCAGAGAUCCCUUUCAGAGCUGGACGGCGUGCGCGUGGGAGGAGAGGCAGGAGAUAAAAUCCGCCAGGUAACAGAGAGGGCCACGCUGUUCCGCAUCACCUCCAACGCCAUGAUCAACGCUUGUCGAGACUUCCUGGCCCUGGCCCAGAGCCACAGUAAGCACUGGCAGAAGGCUCUGCAGGCAGAGAGGGACCAGAGGAUGAGGCUGGAGCAGACCCUGGAGCAGCUGGCUAAACAGCACAACCACCUGGAGAGAGCCUUCAGGGGGGCCACAGUACUGCCCCCUUCCCUCAGUAAUCCUGACAUAGACAGCAAGGGGUCGGGCUCGGGGAAGGGGGACGCCAGCGACGAGGACGACGAGAAUGAGUUCUUUGACGCCAUGGAGGACCCGGCAGAGUACAUCACCGUCCCGGCCGACCCCAAGUACCACAGAAGGUCGGGCAGUAACGCCAGUGGUUUCAGCAGCGAGAUGGGAAUGGAUGAUCAGUCACUUGACGAGCAGUCCCUGGCAUCCAACCCUGAGUCUCCACAUUCUCAGGAGGUGGAGCCAGUGAGAAAGAGGCGAAGCCAUAUCCCAGACAAGCCAAACUACUCCCUCAACCUCUGGAGCAUCAUGAAGAACUGCAUUGGCAAGGAGCUGUCGAAGAUCCCCAUGCCUGUGAACUUCAACGAGCCCCUCUCCAUGCUCCAGCGCCUGUCUGAGGACCUGGAGUACUACGAGCUGCUGGACAAGGGCGCCAAGUGCCAGAGCUCUCAGGAGCAGAUGUGCUACGUGGCGGCCUUCACUGUGUCCUCCUACUCCACCACAGUGUACCGCACGGGCAAGCCCUUCAACCCCCUGCUGGGAGAGACCUUUGAGCUGGACCGCCUGAAGGAGAGUGGCUACCGCUCGCUCUGCGAACAGGUGAGCCAUCAUCCACCUGCAGCAGCCCAUCAUGCCAUCUCUGAAAAAGGCUGGACCCUUAGACAAGAGAUCUCCCUUGCCAGCAAGUUCAGGGGCAAAUACCUCUCCAUCAUGCCCCUCGGUUCCAUCCAGUGCAUAUUUGAGAAGAGCAACAAUCACUACUCGUGGAAGAAAGUCACCACCACAGUUCACAACAUUAUCGUAGGCAAGCUGUGGAUCGACCAGUCAGGAGAGAUAGAUGUGGUGAACCACACCACUGGAGACCGCUGUCACCUCAAGUUUGCCCCCUACAGCUACUUCUCCAGAGACGUGGCCAGGAAGGUAACUGGGGUGGUUACCGACAAGGAGGGCAAGGCCCACUUUGUGCUGUCAGGCACCUGGGAUGAGAGGAUGGAGUUCUCAAGGGUGAUGCAGAGCAGCAAGGGGGGGGAGAAUGGCGCUGAGGGCAAACAGAAGACGGUCUACCAGACCCUGAAGGCCCGCGAGCUGUGGAAGAAGAACGAGCUACCUGAGGGAGCGGAGACCAUGUACUACUUCUCCACCCUAGCGUUGAGCCUUAACGAGGCUGAGGAGGGCAUAGCCCCCACCGACAGCCGCCACCGGCCCGACCAGAGGCUGAUGGAGGAUGGGCGGUGGGACGAGGCCAACACAGAGAAGCAGAGGCUGGAGGAAAAGCAGCGCAUCGUGCGGAGGGAGAGGGAGAGGGAGGCGGCCAAGACGGCCAUCCCACCCGAGGAGGCUGUCAAUGAGGAUUCCUUUACUGACUCACCUCACAAAACCGACACAGUGGAGGUUGGCACGGAGGCCAGCGAGGCUUCAGACGAAACUGAUACAGAAGACUCUCCCCCUCACACACCUGUUGCAUCUUCCCAAGGGCCACCCAGCUCUCCUUUUCAAAUGGAAGGCUCUGAAGCCCCUAAUGGAUCUACGGUCAAAAGCUCCCACCAGGACAACUACCAGGCACUGUGGUUCGAGAGGUUCGAGGACCCUGUCUCGGGAGAGACCAUGCACGUCUACAAGGGAGGUUACUGGGAGGCUAAGGACCAGGGCAACUGGGACAUGUGCCCUGACAUCUUCUGAUUCAAACCAACCCUCCCCUCCCCCAGCUAAAUGGACUUAUCCAGACAUGGCAAGACAUUCUUUAUUUCACCAAAGGGGGGUGAGGGCAUAUUGGGGCAUCCCCCCUGUGUUAUCUACCCCCCUACCUUCCAGCUGAGAUAAUGGAUUGCCCCAGCAUCUCUGUGUAUAUUGCGUGUGUUUGGGCUGCUACAGACAAACGGUAGGACAGAACUGGACAGGGUAACCUGCUUCAUGCCUUGAUUAUUACGACAGACACCAAAUAGAUGCCCCUAGAUCAGCUCUGCCCUCUCUCUCCCUCCACCCACUCCAUCUCUUCCUCGGACUCACUCCCAUUUCUAAGUCACUCUAUUUUCACUCUUCCUCACUCCAACGUCCACAUUCUUGACCUCUUCCUAAGUAGUCUCACUGUGAAGACGGAUGCAGCUCAUCCUUUCACCUGUCAAACAGAAGAACUUUAGAGAGCGUCUCCCUUCUUUUCUGUCUGGGUGUGAACAGCCAUGUGGUGACUGAUAUUUAGUAAGGGUAGCACUAGAAAUGUGGUGCACAGUGCUUCACAGAUGCUGUUUUGUGUGUGUGGGGGGGGGGUAUUUAAAACAUUGUAUUGUGGGACUUUACUUUCUUUUCUAAAACUCCAUGAGUUUAAGUGUGUGCGUGUGUGAGGUCUGUUUGUGUGUUUUCCUAAAGAAGAUAAAUCCACAUUUUAUUUUCAAGUGUACUUAAAUAAAAUUUAAAAAUCAAGUCAGAAAAGCAAGAAUACAAAGCAAAACUAUAAUACUGCAAAUGUUCCUGUAUAUGUAAAUAUCAAUUAAAGUUACAAAUAUUAUUGCUAUUAACAUUAUUAACCACUACCUGAGUGAUUGUGGUAGUUGGAUGUCGAACACAGCAGAGAUUACGAGUUUACGUUUUCUUUUCUGGACAGGAUGUCCAAUAUUGCUUAUUAGUGGUUCACUGUUCUUUGACAAUGAGUCAACUGUAGGCUUACAUUUGUUUAAUAAUCUGAGGAGGGUGUGUUCAACCCUACCUCUCAGCCUUGACCCACAAUUAGUUACUAGCUGGUCCAACUUUUUGCUUUAUACUUAUAGUUUCACAAUUGUAUGAAGCACAAAUGUAAUUGCAUUGAAAUUGGGUAGCUAUGUAAUAUAAAAGGACUCUAUUCUAUGAUAUUAAUAUGCAUUAUUUUGUUUAAGUGUAGAAGGUUGGUAGAUCACUUAAGUAAAUGUCAGCGUCAGCAAAUAAGGCCACCAUCUUUUUUGUUGUUGUUUGUUUCCCACCAUCUCUUUCUCAGUGUUUAAAGUUGAAUGUUAUCUGGUUAACUGUAAAAAAACACAGUGUUAUUGAUAAUUGUAAAAUUGUGGGCUACAGUUUUAUUUCUCACCAGUCUGUUUCUAUGCAUUGUUUGUUUUGCCUUUUGUUAUUUUUAUCCGUUUGUGAUUUUAGCUUUUCUCACUCCAAUAAUUCCCAUCUGUCUUCAUUCCAUUAUAUUAUAUGUUUUACUUUCUCUGUUACGAUAUUCGUCAGUGCUCUAAGACAGAGCGUAGCAGGAUGAUGUAAUAAACCUGGCCGCAGAAAAAG